Molecule: messenger RNA, 944 nt
Organism: Podarcis muralis (Common wall lizard)
Lineage: Eukaryota; Metazoa; Chordata; Lepidosauria; Squamata; Lacertidae
Product: chymotrypsin-like elastase family member 2A
Biological process (GO): proteolysis
Molecular function (GO): serine-type endopeptidase activity
Source: RefSeq, a predicted model, not a curated record
AUGAUUGGAGUCCUCUUCACUGCUCUGGCGUUGGCCUCCGGGGCCUUCAGUUGUGGGGUCCCGAGCUACAAGCCCAAAGCAAGCCGAAUUGUCGGAGGAGAGGAUGCCAAUCCGUACAGCUGGCCCUGGCAGGCUUCCCUUCAAUACUCUUCUUCCAGUGGGAAGUGGCAUCACACAUGCGGCGGGUCCCUCAUCGCCACCAACUGGGUCAUGACAGCCGCUCACUGUAUCAGUUCUUCUCGGACCUAUAGGGUCUACCUCGGAAAACACAGUCUCUCAGCCAGCGAGAAAGGAUCAAUUGCUGUCUCCCCAGAAAAAAUCAUCAUUCACCCAAAGUGGGACUCAAGUAGCGUGUCCAGCGGGAAUGAUAUUGCGCUGAUCAAACUCUCCAAACACGUCACCCUGAGCGACAAGAUCCAGUUGGUGUGUCUUCCAAAGGCCAACAGCAUCUUAGCCUCCAACUCUCCCUGCUAUGCUACAGGAUGGGGGAGGCUGCAAACUGACGGUGCGUCCCCGGAUAUCCUGCAGCAGGGGCGCCUGCUCGUGGUGGAUUAUGCUACCUGCUCCAAGUCCAGCUGGUGGGGCAGCUCGGUGAAAAGCAGCAUGGUCUGCGCGGGGGGCGACGGCGUGAUCUCCAGCUGCAAGGGGGACUCGGGCGGCCCACUCAAUUGCAAACCCUCCAGUGGAAAGUGGGAGGUUCACGGUAUAGGCAGCUUCGUCUCCUCCAGCGGGUGCAACACCUACCACAAACCCACCGUUUUCACACGCGUCUCCGCUUUCAACGACUGGAUCGCUCAGAUGAUGGCGAAAUAUUAACACAAGGAAUGUUGGAGUGCAGUGAGAACCUACCACAAGUUCCAUAACAACAAAACCAGCUGUGGAAUAAACUUACAUCUAUCAUCUAUCUAUCUAUCUAUCUAUCUAUCUAUCUAUCUAUCUAUCUA